CGCGACGCCGCGACACGCGCACGCGCCGCGCGCGCGACCGAUCGUUCGGGGUACGUCCGAACGACGUUCACGCGCGCGCCGACCGUCGCGACAACCGACGAUGGCGCGAUCGAUGACGCGAACGAUGACGCAGCCGACGGCGAGAAGGCCAACCGGCGCGAAAACGAUGGCGCCGACGUCGACGACGCGGAAGCGCGCGAACGGGGCGCGCGCGCGACGCGGCGCGCGCGCGUCGGUGACGGACGCGAACGGGAACGAGGCGACGGACGCGAGCGAACGCGCGAUCGCGAACGCGGCCUCGGGGGGGCUCGGACGGGUGUUUCGAUUCGGAGGGGGACGGGCGGAGGGCGCGCGCGACGCGAAGGCGCGCCUGGGAGGGAAGGGGGCGAAUCUGGCGGAGAUGUCGCGCGUCGGGCUGAGCGUGCCGCCGGGAUUCACCGUGGACACGGAGACGUGCGCGGACUUUCACGCGAACGGUGGGGCGCUGCCGGAGGGGGCGUGGGAGGAGAUGGUCGCGGGGCUGGCGCACGUGGAGGCGGCGCUGGGGAAGACGCUGGGGGACGCGGAAAAUCCGCUGUUGGUGUCCGUGAGGAGCGGCGCGGCGGUGUCGAUGCCGGGGAUGAUGGACACGGUGCUGAAUCUUGGGUUGAACGAUUCCGUGGUCGAGGGGUUGGCUCGACGCGCCGGUGGACGCUUCGCGUUUGACUCGUAUCGCCGAUUUCUCGACAUGUACGGCAACGUCGUCAUGGGGAUCGAUCACGGCAAGUUUGAACACGCGCUGGAGACGCUGAAGCGCGACGUCGGGGUGGAUUCGGACGAAGGACUGAGCGAGCAAAACUUGCGCGACUUGGUUGAGAUCUACAAGGGGGUGUACGCCUCGGAAAACGUGUCGUUUCCGCAAGAUCCGCUCGAGCAGUUGCGUCUCGCCACGUACGCCGUCUUCGACUCGUGGAACAGCGACCGGGCGAAGAAGUACAUGGCCAUCAACAAGAUCACCGGUUUGCGAGGCACGGCUGUGAACAUUCAAGCCAUGGUGUUCGGGAACAUGGGCGAGACUUCCGGAACGGGGGUGUUGUUCACGAGAAAUCCGAGCACGGGCGAGAAUAAGCUCUACGGCGAGUACUUGGUCAACGCUCAAGGCGAGGACGUCGUCGCGGGCAUUCGCACGCCGAGCGAUAUCUCAACCAUGAAGGACGCGUUGCCCGCGGCGUACGAGCAGUUGGUGAAGAACACGGAACUCUUGGAAUUGCACUUCAAAGACAUGCAAGACAUCGAAUUCACCGUCGAGGACGGCCAACUCUUCAUGCUUCAAUGUCGCUCGGGCAAGCGCACGGGCGCGGGCGCGGUGAAAAUGGCGGUCGACUUCGUGAAGGAAGGCUUGGUGACCAAGGAAGAAGCCGUGCAAAUGGUCGAACCCACGCACGUCGAUCAACUGCUUCAUCCGCAGUUUAAAGACGAGGGCGCGUACAAGGCCGACGUCAUCGGCGCCGGCUUGCCCGCGUCACCGGGCGCCGCCGUCGGACAAAUCGUCUUCAGCACCGAAGACGCCGAAGCCGCGAAAGCCGAAGGUCGCAAGGUCAUCUUGGUUCGCGUCGAAACCUCGCCCGAGGACGUCGGCGGCAUGGACGCCGCCGAGGGCAUCUUGACCGCGCGCGGCGGCAUGACGUCGCACGCCGCCGUCGUCGCUCGCGGCUGGGGUAAGACGUGCGUCUCUGGCUGCGGCGAGUUGUCCAUCGACGAGCACGCGCGCACGUUCACUUUGGGUGGCGUCACGCUUCAUGAAAACGACUGGUUGAGCUUGAACGGUACCACGGGCGAAAUCAUUCGCGGUCGCGCCGAUCUCAUGCCACCGACUGUGAGCGAAGAUUUGGGCACGUUCAUGUCUUGGGUCGACGAAUUCCGUGACAUGAAGGUGCUGACAAACGCCGAUACGCCCGAAGAUGCCGCCGCGGCGCGCGCCAACGGUGCCGAAGGCAUCGGUCUCGUGCGCACGGAGCACAUGUUCUUUGGCAGCGGCGAGCGCAUUCGAACCGUGCGUCGGAUGAUCAUGGCCAAGGACACGCCCUCCCGCGAAGCCGCGCUCGAUGCGCUGUUGCCGUUCCAGCGAGAUGAUUUCAAGGGCAUCUUCCACGCCAUGAGCGGUUUGCCGGUGACCAUUCGCCUUCUCGAUCCUCCGCUUCACGAGUUCUUGCCCGACGGCGAGUUGGACGACGUCGUUCAACUUCUCAGCGAGGACACUGGCGAGACUGAAGAAGACAUCGUCGAGCGCAUCGAAAAGCUCGUCGAAGUGAACCCGAUGUUGGGUUUCCGCGGCUGCCGAUUGGCCAUCACGUAUCCAGAAAUCGCGCGAAUGCAAGUUCGCGCCAUUCUCGAAGCCGCGUGCGAAGCCAAAGCCGAGGGCGCGUCGCCGAUUCCCGACAUCAUGGUCCCGCUCGUCGGCACCGUCGCCGAACUCGAAGAUCAAGUGGCGUUGAUUCGUCAAACCGCGGACGUCGUCUUCGGCGAGCGUGGGGACUCUGUGGAAUACCGCGUGGGUACCAUGAUCGAGAUUCCUCGCGCGGCGCUGUUGUCGAAUGAAAUCGCCAAACACGCCGAGUUCUUCUCGUUCGGUACGAAUGACUUGACGCAAAUGACGUUCGGUUACUCUCGCGAUGACGUGGGUAAGUUCCUGCCCACGUACCUCGAAAAAGGUGUGCUGAAGCACGAUCCUUUCCAAGUCAUCGACGUCGACGGCGUCGGGCAACUCGUCCAAAUGUCCGUUGAGCGCGGUCGCUCCACGCGCCCCGACUUGAAGGUUGGGAUUUGCGGUGAGCACGGUGGCGAACCGAUCUCUGUCGAGUUCUUCGCGAAGAGCGGUCUCGACUACGUCUCGUGUUCGCCGUUCCGCGUGCCCAUCGCACGUCUCGCCGCGGCGCAAGCCGCGAUUCGAGCCAAGAAAGUGUAAGCCCUCCGACGUCGCGCCGUCGCGAGCGAGCUUUAUCGCCGCCACUAUAAUCCCUCUGUACGAUUCGCGAGAGUUCAAGACUACUUAAAGGAAGUUCACUCGCCAAGAUGUAAUUACAAAUUCGCAAGCAAGC
This is a messenger RNA of Ostreococcus lucimarinus CCE9901, 3077 nucleotides long. RefSeq lists its product with no specific name. Lineage: Eukaryota; Viridiplantae; Chlorophyta; Mamiellophyceae; Mamiellales; Bathycoccaceae. Gene Ontology annotation, molecular function: kinase activity; pyruvate, phosphate dikinase activity; ATP binding. Gene Ontology annotation, biological process: phosphorylation; pyruvate metabolic process. The record is from RefSeq and is a predicted model, not a curated record. The transcript has a single exon. The coding region runs from base 401 to 2944 and encodes 847 amino acids.